Molecule: messenger RNA, 729 nt
Organism: Plasmodium yoelii
Lineage: Eukaryota; Apicomplexa; Aconoidasida; Haemosporida; Plasmodiidae
Product: peptidase, putative
Exons: 2
Coding region: 1-729 (242 amino acids)
Source: RefSeq, a predicted model, not a curated record
AUGAAUUAUGAUUUUAGUUUGCAAUCUUGUUGUGACAAAAAUCAAAAUACAACAUAUAUAACUAUUUUAUGUUGUGCAUUAGUAAAUAUAAUAUGUUGGAAAUGUAAAUUUUUAGAGCCAUUUAAAUUGUUGACUGUUUUUUUGCAUGAAUUUUCUCAUGCAUCCGCUUGUUGGAUAACCGGAGGCAAGGUGAAGGGGAUAGAGGUAAAUAGAGAUCAUGGAGGGUGCACAAAUACCAUAGGUGGAGAUAUGUUUUUCAUUCUUCCAGCAGGAUAUAUUGGGUCAUGUUUUUAUGGAAUGUUUUUUAUUUUAAUGGCAUAUAUUAACAAAUGGACCUUAUUAGCAUCAGCAGUAUUUUUAUGUUUUUUAUUAUUAAUUGUAUUAACAUUUUAUGCAAAAAAUUUUUUUUUACGAUUUCUUUGUAUUUUAUUUUUGGGUAUAAUAAUAGGAACAUGGGGUAUUGGUGUGUCUUUUAACGAAUCAAAAUAUUGGCCCUUAAAAGUGAUAAUGACAUUUAUGGGGGUUUUAAAUGAAAUGUAUAGUAUGGUAGAUAUUUUUGAUGAUUUAAUCACAAGAACAACACCCGAAUCAGAUGCAUAUAAAUAUGCAAAAUUAACAAAAUGCAAUUCUAAAUUUUGUGGAGUAUUAUGGUGUGUAAUUAAUUUAGGUUUUAUUAUUCUGACAAUGUAUUUAAUAGGUGCUAUUCAUGUAAAGCCAUUUGAAAACUAA